Molecule: messenger RNA, 5056 nt
Organism: Nannospalax galili (Upper Galilee mountains blind mole rat)
Lineage: Eukaryota; Metazoa; Chordata; Mammalia; Rodentia; Spalacidae
Gene: Sema3g
Product: semaphorin 3G
Exons: 16
Coding region: 56-2401 (781 amino acids)
Biological process (GO): positive regulation of cell migration; semaphorin-plexin signaling pathway; axon guidance
Molecular function (GO): semaphorin receptor binding; chemorepellent activity
Source: RefSeq, a predicted model, not a curated record
AGCAACAGCAAACUGCAGCCAGCUGCCGGACAGAGGGCAGCUCCCGCUCCCCAGCAUGGCUCCCUUAGCUUGGGCCAUGUGCUGCCUCCUGGGGAGCCUCCUGCUCCAUGGGGGCAGCCCCAGCCCUGGUCCCAGCCCCAGUGUGCCUCGCCUGCGGCUCUCCUACAGAGACCUUCUGUCUGCCAACCGUUCUGCCAUCUUUCUGGGCUCCAGGGGCUUUCUGGACCUUCAGGCCAUGUACCUGGAUGAGUAUCGAGACCGCCUCUUUCUGGGAAGCUGUGAUGCCCUCUACUCUCUCAGGCUGGAUCAGGCAUGGCCAGACCCCCGGGAGGUCCUGUGGCCACCACAACCAGGACAGAGGGAGGAAUGUGUCCGAAAGGGGAGAGAUCGUUUGACGGAAUGUGCCAACUUCGUGCGGGUGUUGCAACCCCACAACCGGACUCACCUGCUGGCCUGUGGUACUGGGGCCUUCCAGCCCAUCUGCACCCUCAUCACUGUGGGGCAUCGUGGGGAGCAUGUGCUCCACCUGGAGCCCAGCCGAGUGGAAAAUGGAAGGGGGCGAUGCCCACAUGAGCCAAGCCGUCCCUUUGCCAGUAUCUUUGUAGGUGGGGAACUGUACACAGGCCUCACUGCUGAUUUCCUGGGGCGAGAGGCCAUGAUUUUCCGGAGUGGGAGUCUCCGACCAGCCCUACGUUCUGAUUCUGACCAGAGCCUUCUGCACGACCCCCGGUUUGUGAUGGCCGCACGGAUCCCUGACAACUCCGACCAAGAUGAUGACAAAGUAUACUUCUUCUUCUCCGAGACUAUCCCGUCACCAGAUGGUAGCCCAGGCCAUGUUACCAUCAGCCGUGUGGGCCGUGUCUGUGUGAAUGAUGCUGGUGGCCAGCGUGUGCUGGUGAACAAAUGGAGCACCUUCCUCAAGGCCAGGCUGGUCUGCUCUGUGCCCGGACCUGGGGGUGCUGAGACCUACUUUGACCAGCUGGAGGACGUGUUCCUACUGUGGCCCAAGACAGGGAAGAACCUCGAGGUGUAUGCACUGUUCAGCACCAUAAGUGCUGUGUUCCAGGGAUUUGCUGUCUGUGUGUACCACAUGACGGACAUUUGGGAGGUCUUCAAUGGUCCUUUUGCUCACCGGGAUGGCCCUCAGCACCAGUGGGGACCCUAUGGGGGCAAGGUGCCCUUCCCCCGCCCUGGUGUGUGCCCUAGCAAGAUGACCGCACAGCCAGGACGACCCUUUGGCAGCACUAAGGACUACCCAGAUGAGGUGCUGCAGUUUGUCCGAGCCCACCCACUCAUGUUCCACCCUGUGAGGCCUCGGCAUGGCCGUCCUGUCCUGGUCAAGACUCAUUUGGCCCAGCAGCUGCGUCAGAUAGUGGUGGACCGUGUGGAGGCUGAGGAUGGAACCUAUGAUGUCAUCUUCCUAGGGACUGACUCGGGUUCUGUGCUCAAAGUCAUUGCCCUCCAGGCAGGGAGUUUAGCUGAGCCUGAAGAGGUGGUUCUGGAAGAGCUCCAGGUGUUUAAGGUACCAACACCCGUCACUGAGAUGGAGAUCUCUGUCAAAAGGCAAACAUUGUAUGUAGGCUCUCCUCUGGGUGUGGCCAGGCUGCAGCUGCACCAGUGUGAGACUUACGGCAGUGCCUGUGCUGAGUGUUGCCUGGCCCGGGACCCAUACUGUGCCUGGGAUGGUGCCUCCUGUACCCGCUACCGCCCCAGCUUGGGCAAGCGUCGCUUCCGUCGCCAGGAUAUCCGUCAUGGCAACCCUGUUGUCCAGUGCCCGGGCCAGAACCAGAACCAAGACAAAGAGGCUUCAGGACUGGUGGCCACCAGAGUCUUUGGCACAGAACACAACAGUACCUUCCUUGAGUGCCUACCCAAGUCUCCCCAGGCUGCUGUGCGGUGGUUCUUACAGAGGCCAGGGGAUGAGGGGCCUGACCAGGUGAAGACAGAUGAGCGAGUGGUGCAAACAGAGCAAGGACUGCUGUUCCGCACGCUCAGCCGCCUUGAUGCGGGAACCUACACCUGCACCACGCUAGAGCAUGGCUUCUCCCAGACUGUGGUCCGUCUGGCCCUUGAGGUGAUUGUGGCAACACAACUGGAUAGCCUGUUUCCUCGGGAGCUUAGGCUGGAGGAGCCCUCCGCCUGGAGAGGUCUGGCCCCUGCCUCACCCAAGGCUUGGUAUAAGGACAUUCUGCAGCUCAUUGGUUUUGCCAACCUGCCCCGGGUGGAUGAGUACUGUGAGCGUGUGUGGUGCAGGGGCAUAGGGGAGCGCUCAGGAUCCUUCUGGAGCAGGGGAAAGCAGGCUAAAAGCAAGAACUGGGCAGGGCUGGACCUGGGCAAGAAGGUAAAGAGCCGGGUGCUGGCUGAGCACAAUCGGACGCCCCGAGAGGUGGAGGCCACAUAGAAGAGGACUGAGGAGGGGGUAGUCAGGCUGGGCUGGGGACCUCAACAGCAUAUCCCUCCCACCCAGGUAGGGCAGAGGGGGCCAGGGCUCCUGAUAACCUCUUAGAGAUGAAAAUCUCUACCACCUAUAGGAAAGACUGGGGGUCUUUGGGAGGGGCCUUGUGCCUAAGCCUGUUCCUGCCCUUCACUGAGCUCUCAGUCCCAUGCUGGAGCUGGCACCCUCUGACCACUUGCAACCCCAAGGGAUCUGCUAUUUGUUCUCUGGGAUGGCCUGGCUUCCGGAGCACAUUUCCAGUUGUGCCCAGAGGCAAGAGGGUUGGGUGGUUCUUUCCCAGCUUGCAGAACAAUGGCCAUUCUGAGUGACCCUCUGAGUGGGUGUGUGGGUGACUCUAAGGAGGUAUGUGGGCAGGAACUCUCAGGCCACCAGAGGAGGGGAAAGUAGCCUCCUAAUCUGGCGCCUGCUAAGAAGAGGCUGCCCUAACAGAGAUGGGAGAGAAGGUUGAGUUGAGAAGGUGGCACAGCAAUACUUACCUGCCUUCAUGCUCUGGUAGCUAGAUGUUUCCCUGCCUUGACUCACCACUUCUUCUGCAUCUUAGACUUAUAGAGGCAGGGUUUUCUGGGACCAAGGGGUCGACUGGCUCACUUUAUAAACCAGGAAAGUUGUCUUACAGACUGACACACCUUCCUCAGGUCCCAAACUGUCAGGCCAGGCUUGCUAUGGUACCCACACCUCAGCAUCAGGGUCUCUCUUGUUGAGGACCAGGAGAAGGUCUAGACCAGAGAGAAAGAAGGCAGCUGGAAGAUGGGAGUGUGAGGUGUGGGCUGCCUUUCCCAAAGCAAGAGAGGUAUCCCCAACUUUUUGAGGGUAGGGGUAUGGGCACUCGGAGAACUGUGUUCAGUAGUCAGGAUCAGCAUCCAGGGCUUUGUCCAGGGCCACAGGAAACUGCAGAGAUAGGGCCAUGGACCCAUGAGCAGGUAUCCUCAAGAAUCAAGGUGGCAUCAAUUAGUUCAGGAGACACUGGGCAGGCCAGAUGUUCCUAACCCUAGAAUCUCUAUUUUCUGCUUAUACAAAGGUUGGGCAUGAUGGUUCAUUUGCCAGAUCCCUUUUUUGUGGUACUUGGGAUUGAACCAAGGGUCUUUUGAAUGUUAGAUAAGUGCUGUACCACUGAGUUAUAUCCCAGCCCUCUUUUUUUCUUUUAUUGGACAAAAGUAGAGAAGAAAGCUGAUAAAAAUGGUAAAUCCUACUGUCCUUGAGAGGGAGGCUGAGUUGACAAGGAUACAUUUGACCUGGACUGUAGGGGAGGUGUUUCUGCCAUCAGCAGUCUCUCCAGCUGGGGAACAGAGAGGGGGAGGAGGACAAUUAAAUGAAAAGUUGUUCCCAGCCUGCGGCUGAACAAGUUAGUGACGCACAAGAUGGACAAGAGGGCAAGUUUGAGAUUCCCUCCUUUGAAAAACCAAGAUGAGAAAGGAAAGAAGGAGGGAAACAAAAAGCAAGACAGGGCUUCUUGUGUCACUGAAACUCAGACCUAAGGGCUUUGGGUUUAUUUCCUCUACCCUGGCACCCCCAGAGUACUAGGAUCUGAAAUAGUACCCCUUCUCCAUGCUAAUCAUCUGGCAGACAGAAGCACUGAAAUCCACCAAUCCAAACCUGGAGAAUCCUUCUGCCUGGGGAUGGGGUCCAUUGGGAUAAUGGCUGGUGGAAGCAGUGGGUGGGAGCUGCAGGAAAGAGAGGAAGUGGAGAUAGAAGAUGAAGGGGAUGGAAGAGACCCGGGGAAGCUGAAAAUGCCGGCACAGUCCUCAGUGGCCUUUGGACUGGGCCUGGGUUUGGCAAGCUCUAGGUAGAGUCCUCUGGGAAAGCGGCCCUGGAAAACAGAGAGAAAGAACUCAUGAUCUUGAACAAUGUACCCUACACUUGGGAAAAUAGGGACAGCUCCUGCCGACUGCCACCCUCCCCCAUGGUAGGUACUGUGUUAUUAGCUCCUGGAAAUACCCUGAUUUGUGAAUUGUAUUUGUGUUAGUGUUUUGACAUUGGCCUAGUGUCUUCUCUGUCUUCUAAUCAUACUUCUUGAAAUUGUAUUGAUAUUUGUUUUGACUGUCUUGGAGCUCUGGUGAGGAAACAGCCAACAAGGAAAGGGAUGAAGUUAGUAUUUAUAUCACAUAAUUAUAUCAUGACUGUGUCUAUGUAUUUCUGUACUAAAUGGAUGGGUGCUAGUUACAUGAACUGGAAAGGAAGAGUCUGCACUUUGUGUUCCCUGAAAUGAGGUCACCCUUCUUUCAUGUAGCAGAGAGGGCGAUGGGUAGCAGGGGAAGGAAGGAGACAAAGGGCUUUGCCUAUGAAGCUGAGACUGCUCAAUAAAUUAGCAAAAUCCUGUCCUGAGGGCUUGUAGAACUGACCUUCUUGGAACUUUAGAAGGAUUAUGAGGGGGCAGAAGCUGGCAAAGGGCAGCCAAGCAAGUAGGCAGCUCUGUUCCCUUUUCACUGCACUUGACAUUUGUAACAGUGCCACUUAGCCUGAUGUUGUCUUCAUAUCAAUGUACAUUAAGGCCACUGAGAUCAUGCCUCGCCUGGGCUGUAGCUUCUGGGGAGGAGGGGUGGUCCUGACAGUGAGCUACUGGGUAUGAUUGGAAGAUCUUCUGACCAUGGUCCCCAGUGACAU